Molecule: messenger RNA, 7087 nt
Organism: Notolabrus celidotus (New Zealand spotty)
Lineage: Eukaryota; Metazoa; Chordata; Actinopteri; Labriformes; Labridae
Gene: tpp2
Product: tripeptidyl peptidase 2
Exons: 28
Coding region: 289-4152 (1287 amino acids)
Biological process (GO): proteolysis
Cellular component (GO): cytosol
Molecular function (GO): serine-type endopeptidase activity; tripeptidyl-peptidase activity
Source: RefSeq, a predicted model, not a curated record
GAACAUGGUGAUCUCAGGGUCACUGCAGAGCAAAUACAGGGAGGCAACAUUUACCAGCUAUUUAAAAUAAAACAUGUGGAUAGAGUUGUGCUAAACAAUGUAAUGUGAUAAUAAUUAUGAGUAGUUCAAGCUUUAAAAAGCAUGUUUAACUACAUGCAUGUUGAAGAAGGUUGCUAAGGGACCCGCACUGCCCCUUUAAACCUCUCUCCUCCUCCCCGUUUCUCUCUCCCUCCGUCCGGCUCUUCUUCCCCAUUUCGCUGCUUUGUUUUCAUUGUCGCUCUUUUUAUCAUGGCUGCUCAUUCUACUGAAGAACCGUUCCCCUUUCACGGGCUGCUCCCCAAAAAAGAAACAGGCGCCUCGUCUUACCUCACCAGGUUCCCCGAGUACGAUGGCCGAGGGGUGCUCAUCGCCAUCCUGGACACCGGCGUGGACCCCGGGGCCCCCGGCAUGCAGGUCACAACUGAGGGGAAGCCAAAGAUCAUUGACAUCAUUGAUACAACAGGCAGCGGUGAUGUGAGCAUGACCACUCUUGCAGAACCCAAAGAUGGGACUGUAGCUGGCCUCUCUGGUAGAACACUCAAGAUUCCUCCUGCCUGGGUCAAUCCAUCAGGGAAGUAUCGCAUUGGAGUUAAAAAUGGCUAUGAAUUUUUCCCUAAGGCACUUAAGGAGAGAAUACAGAAAGAGCGAAAGGAGAAGAUGUGGGACCCCCCGCACAGAGCAGCACUCGCUGAAGUCUCACGCAAGUCAGAAGAGUUUGACCUCGCUCACCCAACACCCACACAGAUGGAGAAGUUGCAGAAAGAGGAGCUGCAGAGUCAGUCAGAGCUCCUGGCAUCACUAGAAAAGAAGUACAGCGAUCCCGGCCCUGUGUACGACUGUGUACUUUGGCAUGACGGCGUCACAUGGAAGGCUGUGGUCGAUACCUCCGAGUGUGGAGAGCUGUCCCAGUGCACAGUGUUGAGCUCUUACAAAGAGUCUCAGGAGUAUGCCACAUUAGGAAACGCUGAGAUGCUCAACUACUCUGUCAAUAUUUAUGAUGAGGGAAACACUCUCUGCAUCGUUACCAGUGGAGGGGCUCAUGGGACACACGUGGCGAGCAUUGCAGCAGGCUACUUCCCAGAGGAACCUGAGCGCAAUGGUGUGGCCCCUGGUGCCCAAAUCCUGGCUCUGAAGAUCGGAGACACCCGCCUCAGUACCAUGGAAACUGGCACAGGACUCAUCCGCGCGAUGAUUGAAGUCAUCAACUACAAGUGUGACCUAGUUAAUUAUAGCUAUGGGGAAGCCACCCACUGGCCCAAUUCUGGGAGGAUUUGCGAGGUGAUCACAGAGGCGGUGCAGAAGCACAAUGUGAUGUUUGUUUCAAGCGCAGGAAACAACGGUCCCUGCCUCUCAACAGUUGGCUGCCCCGGGGGAACCACCGGCAGUGUUAUAGGAGUUGGAGCAUAUGUGACUCCAGACAUGAUGGUGGCAGAGUACUCUCUGAGGGAAAAGCUGCCUCCCAACCAGUACACCUGGUCCUCCAGGGGCCCCAGUACAGACGGGGCCCUUGGGGUCAGCAUCAGUGCUCCUGGAGGGGCCAUUGCAUCUGUACCCAACUGGACUCUUCGUGGGACCCAGCUGAUGAACGGCACAUCCAUGUCAUCACCUAACGCCUGUGGAGGCAUCGCGCUCAUCCUCUCAGGAUUGAAGCAGAACGGGAUCCCUCCCUCUGUUCCUGCUGUGAGGAGAGCGCUGGAAAACACAGCGAUGAAGGUUGAUGACAUCGAGGUGUUCGCACAGGGCCACGGAAUAAUCCAGGUUGACAAGGCAUUAGACUACCUCACUCAACACGCCUCUUUACCCACGAGCAAUCUCGGUUUCUCGGUAAGCGUAGGAUCACAGAGAGGCAUCUACCUCAGGGACCCAGCCCAGAUUCUUGCACCCUCAGAUCACGGAGUAGGAAUCGAACCCAUCUUCCCGGAGAACACAGGAAACUCUGAGCGAAUCUCCUUGCAGCUCCACUUGGCGCUGACGUGUGCCGCCCCGUGGGUUCAGUGCCCCUCCCAUCUGGAGCUGAUGAACCAGUGUCGUCACGUCAAUGUCCGCAUCGAUCCUGUGGGACUGAGAGAAGGAGUGCACUACACGGAGGUGUGUGGUUACGAUACAGCAGCUCCGACCUGCGGCCCUCUUUUCAGAGUCCCCAUCACAGUUGUUAUCCCUGCCAAAGUGACAGAUAACCGCAAUCAGGAGCUGAGUUUCACAGACGUCCACUUUAGACCGGGCCAGAUCAGACGCCACUUCAUCACAGUUCCUCAGGGAGCCUCCUGGGCGGUUAUUUAUAUCCUCUCUCUGUAUUGUUCUCCUGUUUCUCCGCCUCCGUCUCCCCGUCUCCCUCCCACAGAGAUCACUCUGACCUCUCAUUCGGGAGAUGUGUCAUCAAAGUUUGUUCUCCACGCGGUGCACCUGGUCAAACAGAAAGCAUACAGAGCCAACGAGUUCUACAAGUUCUCUUCGCUGUUAGAAAGAGGCUCAUUAACCGAGGCUUUCCCCGUGCUGUCGGGGAAGGUAGUAGAGUUGUGUAUCGCUCGGUGGUGGGCGAGCCUGGGAGACGUCACAGUGGACUACAGCAUCUCUUUCCAUGGACUCCACACUUCCCCUUCGCCUCUGCACAUACACGCCUCAGAGGGAGUCACAAACUUUGAAGUGUCGUCGCCUCUGAGGUAUGAAGAGGUGUCUCCAACUAUCACCCUCAAGUCCUGGGUUCAGCCUCUGAGACCCAUCAGCUCAAAGAUUAAAGCUCUUGGGAUGAGGGACGUUCUCCCCAAUAACAGACAACUCUAUGAGAUUGUUCUCGCCUACAGCUUUCACCAGCCUAAGAGUGGAGAGGUCACCCCCAGCUGCCCCAUGCUCUGUGAGCUUCUGUACGAGUCUGAGUUUGACAGUCAGCUCUGGAUGCUGUUCGAUCAAAACAAAAGGUUACUGGGUUCAGGGGACGCCUACCCGCACCAGUAUUCACUGAAGCUGGAAAAGGGCGACUUCACUGUGCGCCUGCAGGUCCGCCACGAGCAGUCCAGCGAGUUGGAGCGCCUGAAGGAUCUACCAUUUGUUGUUUCUCACCGUCUGUCCACCACUCUCAGUCUGGAUGUCUAUGAGACGCAUCGUGCAGCCCUCAUGGCCAAGAAGAAGUCCAACUCUGUCACCCUGUGCCCGGGCUCCAUGCAGCCUUUCUACGUCACAUCCCUGCCAGACGACAAGAUCCCAAAGGGCACGAGUCCAGGCUGUUAUAUUUCGGGGUCUCUGGUUGUCCCUAAGAGCGAGUAUGGCAAGAAAGCAGAUAUUGUUCCAGUCAUCUACCAUUUAAUUCCUGCUCCAAACAAAACAAAGAACGGAGGGAAGGAGAAGGACAAGGAGGCAGACAAAGAGAAGGAUGUGAAGGAUGAGUUCGCAGAAGCGCUGAGAGACUUAAAGAUCCAGUGGAUGACAAAACUGGACUCCAGCUCCAUCUAUGAAGAACUGAGGGAAAACUAUUCUGAGUACCUUCCACUGCACGUGCAGAGGCUGCAUCAGCUGGACUCUGAAAAGGAGCGGGUGAAACGUCUCAGGGAGGUGUCGUCAGCAGCAGACAUCGUCAUCUCUCAAAUCGACCAGACCGCUUUAGCCGUUUACCUCACAAUGAAAACAGACCCUCGGCCUGAUGCUGCUUCUAUCAAGACUGACAUGGAGAAGCAGAAGUCCUCUCUUCUGGACGCUCUGUGCAGGAAAGGCUGUGCUCUGGCUGACCAGCUCCUGCUCCCCCCUGCACCGCAGGACGGCGCUGUAGCUGUCACCACGGGACAGAUGCCAGCCGAGGAGGUGGUGGAACAGGUGGCCAGUAGUUCAGACGACUCCCUACAGAACGUGGCUAAAGCCCUGAUGGACACGUUCUGGGAGGUGCAGAAGUGGGCGGAGCUGACCGACUCCAAGGUGUUGAUGUUUUCAUACAAACACGCUCUCGUGAACAAGAUGUACGGCCGAGCCUUAAAAUACGCCUCUAAGAUGGUGGAGGAGAAGCCAAGCAAAGAGAACAUGAGGAACUGCAUCCAGCUCAUGCGUCACCUCAGAUGGACACACUGCGCCACCUUCAGUGAGAACUGGCUCCCAGUCAUGUACCCCGCAGACUACACACCCUUCUAGACACGCAGUCACACACACACAAACACACACACACACACACACACACACACACACACACACACACACACACACACACACACACACACACACACACACACACACACAUGCAUGCAUAACCAGAGUGGCAGUACAUGGUCCAUUACAUUGCGAUUUCACUUUCAUGCCCCUCAGGGUCACAUGGUCUAUGCAUCUGGAUUUUCACAUGUAGAUGCACCAAAACGAAGCGCAGCGCUGGGUGUAAACGUUUCGAUGCAUCGACCUCUAACAGCUCGACGGGUCACGAUCACAGUGCGUUAGUGCUCAAACUCCUGCCAAGGCUUCAUGAUCUCUUUUUGUGCUCUUCUUCGUUUUGGUGUCAUCUACACACUUUGGAAGUUCUCAUGCAGCCAUCCUCAGCUGGACACUCAUAAAUAACCUCAUUAUUUUGUGUAAAUACUGUAAAAGGGCCGAUGUGGACUGAAAGGAUGCACCCCCCCUAAAAGGAAAUUAAAUGAGACCCCUCCACUCACAGCAGACAGCUCUUAACUAGCCAACAUGGUUCUGGAGACGAGGAAACUUGCUGCUGCUGCUGUGUCAAUUUGUGUCCCCUGAUCCCAAAGGGAGUCUGAGACGGACUUUUAUUUCUUCUUUCUUUGUAUUUUGAUUGUUCCAGCCACGCAGAGCUGACUCAGUUGAGAUUUAGUCCUGUCUUGUCUAUUUAGGCUCUGACUUGCGUACACAAAUCAGUGUUGAGGUGCCUUCUACAUGUACCUUACCUUUCCUAAUGGGAUGAUAAACAGCGUGAGCGUGUUGGCUGCAGAAACCUGCAGAACCAGCAGCCUCAGUCGGACCCUGUCUUGGGCGUUCGCGUUGUUUCAAGGCUCACACCCGCAGCACGAUGCGUCUGUACUGCACGCAGGCCCUUAGUGACUUGGCAGGUAUGUGGAAGCAAUAAAUACACCUACCUGCAGAGGUGUUGGCCACCCACUCUAUACUGCAGUGAUCUGAGCAGCACAUUUGAAAUCCAUCCAACAGACCUCACUAACAGAUCCGAUGCGUUUGUGGGCAGCGUGAAGAGCCUCGGUCCAGAUCUCAUUGUAAAAUGUUCACACAGUGUUAGAUGUUUCUCUGCAGCUUUUAAAAACGCUGCAGCUGUACACAGUGUCAUAAAAUAAUGUACAUACACACGUAACAUAAAAUAUUAAGAUGCAAUAGGUAUAUAAUACAAAUAUUAUUCUAAGUGAUGUAUUUUGCAUAUAUGCAUGUCUUCUAGCGUUUAAGGAAAAAUGUUUUAUUUGGAAGAUUUUAGUUGUUUCAAUUUGGAAGAUUUUUAAUCUCAAACACAAUCCUGAUAGUACCCAUUGUCGUUUUCUUGAGUGUGUGUUUUAUGAAUGACUUUAUGUGUACCUCUGAGCAGACUCCGUGUACGUGGGUUUUUCUCCCAGUGGAACUGAAUUGAUAGCCAUUUAGAGAAUUGAAGCAUGAGUUUGUUUUGUUUUCUUUCUUAUUUGCUUUAAAGGACUAUGCCAGUAUUUUUUUUUUUUAGUGUCUCAUCUGAUUUACCACGAUCACAUAAAACACAUCACAGCUCGCCUUUCUGCUCAUUUCAAACCAGGCAACCUCUGGUUUUCAUUAUCAGAGCGAACAUCAAGUCUGCGUACGACCGCACUUCUUCAAAUUCCUCUGAAUUUCUCUCUUUUUGCCUUUACGACAUAUCGCAGAGCAAUCACGAUGAAGCAAUACUUUCAUAAACACACGGUGGCACUUUAACGUCGUAUGUUUAUGUUGCUGCUGUAGCUUAAACCUGAUUGAACCACAGCCUCAUCGCACCUGCUGGCCCAUUUCCUGAUGUUUCAAACAACACAGCGGUGCAGUUUUCAGGGCAUUUAAUCCAUUACAGCUGCAGGAAUUGUUCCUAGUCAUUGCAGAGGAAUAUAUUUGACCUUCUAAGUGUGAAACUAUUAAAGAGGUAAACAAACAUAAAGCAGAGUUGAUGUUCACUGUGAUAAAAACACAGCUUGAUGCACUUCUAUAACUGUCACGAGAGGAUCAUUAUCCACACAGUGCGACCUGAGGUACUACUUUUUUAUCCAACUAUUCUUCCUCCCAAGCCGCGAUGCAGACAGUCACUUAGUUUGCGUAAACCCCUUUGUGAUUGAGUCUGAGGUGGUAGCUGUGCAUAAUGUGGAGAUAACUUAAAAACAAUGGCUGCACAGAACAGCAGGAAAUUUUAAAUGUGGGACUCCCCUGCGUUCAUUUCAGACGUUGGGUUUGUCGUUGAGCUUAACUUUACAAAAACACUUGCAUCGUCCUUUAAAAUCACCUGAUUCUCAACCCUUAUGACUUCUACAUCUUUUACACAAGCAGUGUAAUUCUGUGGUAUCACUUUAACCAAAGAAUGAUUUUACAAAGUUGCAGUUGUUUUUAUUCUGGUCAUCUCACGAGGGGAAGGUGCAUGCUAACGAAUGUAAACCCCCUCCUGUUACUGGAUUCAGUUAGGUUUGGUACCUGACAGAAUUGACUCUUUGCAUCUUCUGUUUCCUCCCGCUCUGUCUCCUCGGUUUUCACUUUUGCUCAGACAUAGGUUAGGUUAGGUCUUCAGUAAGCGUUGCCAAUGACAGACUCUCCAAAAAUGGCCUUAACUUUCACCACGGGACUGUACCGUCCAUCUUCUGGCACCUCUGUUGCUCUCACUCUGCUGGUGUCCGGAAACACUUCAGAAAUGCUUCUUCUGGAUGACGAGUGUUUAUAUUUAUAGUCAUAAAAUCUAGUAAAUGCCAAUAUUUUACAGAAUGUUAUGAGAUAAGGUUGUAUGCUCUUAGUAUUAUUUUAUAUCCAUUCUUCCUUGAUGACGUGGGGAAUGCCCCAGCUAAUGUCACACUAUUUUGUGGUCACAUUGAAUCAAGUCACAAAGACGGAAAACAUCACUGAAUAAAACUGAUUUGGAAGAAAGAAA